AUGGCGACCGCCACAGUCACUGUAACGCCCGCCGCCACGGCCAAGACAAAGGCCACCGACCUCGCGCCCGAGAGUGAGCGAUACCUGCGCUGCUGCGCCGACGUCGCCAAUGUUCUGAUCGAAGACCACGAGGCCACCAAGAAUGGCCGUCCCAGCCGCGACAUCAACCUCAACGCCCUGCGUAAUAAGCUGGCUAAGAAGCACAAGCUGACCAACAUCCCACCUCUCACUGCCAUUAUCGCUGCCAUCCCCGAACACUACAAGAAAUACAUCCUCCACAAGCUCAUCGCCAAGCCCAUCCGCACCUCCUCUGGCAUUGCCGUCGUCGCCGUCAUGUGCAAACCCCAUCGCUGCCCUCACAUUGCCUAUACCGGUAACAUCUGUGUUUACUGCCCUGGUGGUCCAGACUCCGACUUCGAAUACAGCACGCAAUCAUACACCGGCUACGAGCCCACCUCAAUGCGGGCCAUCCGCGCACGAUACGACCCUUUCGAGCAGGCCCGCGGCCGCGUCGACCAACUCAAGUCACUCGGCCACUCGGUCGACAAGGUCGAAUACAUCAUCAUGGGCGGCACUUUCAUGUCGCUGCCCGAGUCAUACCGCGAGGACUUCAUCUCUCAGCUCCACAACGCCCUCAGCGGCUACCAAACAUCCAACGUCGAUGAGGCCGUCGAGGCCGCUGAGAUGAGCAAUGUCAAAUGCGUCGGCAUCACCAUCGAGACGCGGCCAGAUUACUGCCUCCAACCUCAUCUAUCUGACAUGCUGCGCUACGGCUGUACGCGUCUAGAGGUUGGCGUGCAGUCGCUCUACGAAGAUGUCGCUCGCGACACGAAUCGAGGUCAUACUGUUGCUGCCGUCGCUGAGACAUUUUGUCUGUCCAAGGACGCGGGUUUCAAGGUUGUCAGCCAUAUGAUGCCGGAUCUGCCCAACGUUGGCAUGGAGCGCGAUCUCGACCAGUUCAGGGAGUAUUUCGAAAGCCCCGCGUUCCGAACAGACGGUCUCAAAAUUUACCCUACGCUUGUCAUCCGUGGCACUGGUCUCUACGAGCUGUGGCGAACAGGCCGCUACCAAAACUACACGCCAAACGGGCUCAUCGAUCUGGUCGCCCGCAUUCUUGCCCUGAUCCCUCCCUGGACGCGAAUCUACCGUGUUCAGCGUGAUAUCCCUAUGCCUCUCGUCACAUCUGGCGUUGAGAAUGGCAACCUACGCGAACUAGCUCUCGCGCGGAUGAAGGACUUUGGCACCACAUGUCGCGACGUCCGCACUCGCGAGGUUGGCGUCAACGAGGUCAAGAACAAGAUCCGACCAAAUCAGAUUGAACUUGUGCGCCGCGACUACACGGCCAAUGGUGGCUGGGAGACAUUCCUGGCAUACGAGGACCCCAAGCAAGACAUCCUUGUCGGCCUGCUUCGGCUGCGCAAGUGCACUGAAAAGUACACGUUCCGACCCGAGCUCACGGCGCAACCGACAAGUAUGAUCCGCGAGUUGCAUGUCUACGGUACGGCUGUCCCCGUACAUGCUCGCGACCCCCGCAAGUUCCAGCACCAGGGCUUCGGCACGCUGCUCAUGGAGGAGGCUGAGCGCAUCGCCCGCGACGAGCACGGCAGCGACAAGAUCAGCGUCAUCUCCGGUGUCGGCGUGCGUAAUUACUAUAGGAAGUUGGGCUACUGGCUCGACGGCCCGUACAUGACGCCGGCUGCCGAGAUCCGGCCACGGCCUGCGCCGCCCGCCGCCACACCCCCAUUCCAACGUGGCAUUCCCGAGAAUCUUGUCAAGCCGUGGAAACUACCUCCGCAAAAGGUGUACAUCCUACAUAACGCCAACGUUGUAGAUGCGGCCAGAGGCACCAUCAUCCGGGGCCAGACCGUAACCCUGCGCGACGGGCUCAUCGAGUCUGUACAGCACACGUCCUGUUACUCCCGCUCCGAUCUCUCCGCUUCAGCUGAAAUCGUUGAGGUCAAUCUUGAGGGGUUAUACAUCUGCCCGGGCCUGAUCGACUGCCAUGUGCACCUUACAGCCGUGGCGGGCUCCACCUCACUGGGCUUUGACGAUGCCGACAUGGCCGUGUCGUACUUCCGGCAGCCCUUUCUGUGCGGUCAGAUGCUGAGCCGUGGCUUCACCUCAGUGCGCGACACGGGCGGCGCGACGCUCGCGCUCAAGGAGGCCAUCGCCGACGAUGUGUUUCCCGGCCCGCGCAUCUUCAUCGCCAACAAGGCCAUAUCGCAGACGGGUGGCCACGGCGACGUCCGUAAAGCGCACGAUAAGGCGGGUGGUGACUGCUGCCAGUGCGGUACACAGUCUUCCAUUUCCGUCGUGGCGGAUGGCGUGCCAGCUUGUCUCACCGCCACGCGGGAGCAGCUGCGCCAGGGUGCCGACUUCAUCAAGAUCAUGGUGGGCGGGGGUGUGGCCAGCCCGACAGAUCGCAUCGAGAACACGCAGUUCACGGCAGCUGAGAUCCGGGCCAUCGCGGACGUGGCGGACAGCUACGGCACCUACGUGACGGCGCAUGCCUACACGCCCAAGGCGAUCCGCCACGCCGUGGAGAAUGGCGUCCGCGGCAUCGAGCACGGCAACCUGCUGGAUGCGGAAACAGCGCGGUACAUGGCAGCCCACGACGUGUGGCUGACGCCGACGCUCAUCACGUACCAGGCCAUGGGCGAACCGAAAUACGGCGGUUUCCUGCCGCCAGAGAACCAGGCCAAGAACCAGCAGGUGCUGGCGCAGGGCGUAGCGAGCCUUCGCAUCGCGCGCGACGCGGGAGUUACGGUAUGUCACGGCUCCGACCUGCUCGGGCCCCUGCAGGCUGAGCAGCCGCGCGAGUUUGGCCUCCGUGCGCAGGUUCUGUCAAGCGCCGAGGUGCUGCGCGGCGCCACGGUGUACGCAGCGCGCAUGCUCCGCCAAGAGAAUACGCUGGGAGAAGUUCGUGCGGGCUUCGCGGCAGAUGUCCUGGUGCUCGCAGCAAACCCACUCGAGGACAUCAGCGUGCUGGAUGAGCCAGAGAAGAGUGUGCUGGCGGUGGUUAAGAAUGGACGGGUGUACAUGAGUCGCUGGAAGGGGUUGCCUGAAGACGUGAGACUGCAAAGGGCGAUGGAGAGAUAG
Molecule: messenger RNA, 3099 nt
Organism: Cordyceps fumosorosea ARSEF 2679
Lineage: Eukaryota; Fungi; Ascomycota; Sordariomycetes; Hypocreales; Cordycipitaceae
Product: histone acetyltransferase
Exons: 3
Coding region: 1-3099 (1032 amino acids)
Biological process (GO): tRNA wobble base 5-methoxycarbonylmethyl-2-thiouridinylation
Cellular component (GO): nucleus; cytoplasm; elongator holoenzyme complex
Molecular function (GO): acyltransferase activity, transferring groups other than amino-acyl groups; hydrolase activity, acting on carbon-nitrogen (but not peptide) bonds; iron-sulfur cluster binding
Source: RefSeq, a predicted model, not a curated record